AUGUUACGAGGAGGUUUACUUGUGGUGAUAGCCACAUGUGUCGCUCUCACAGCGGCUGUGGAGACUGACAGCAUCAAGGAAUUGUUGAAAAAGUUUGACUCCCGGUACUCAACUAAUGUGUUUGAAGAUGCAUCUCUAAAUGCGACGGAAUUGAUUACCAAAUACCGUUAUCCAGUUGAAGUUCACACUGUGACGACAGAAGAUGGGUACAUUUUGGAAAUGCAGAGAAUCCCUCACGGACGAGAUGCCAACAACAACCCGAAUCAGAAGCGACCCGUGGUGUUCUUGAUGCACGGACUGCUCUCUUCAUCCGCCGAUAUGGUCAUCAUGGGCCCAGGUUCCGGUCUUGCGUACAUUCUUGCUGAGGAAGGAUUUGACGUCUGGAUGGGUAACGCCCGAGGCAACACUUACUCCCGUAAACACGUGAGGCUCAAUCCCGAUGCUUUGUUGAGCACAGCAUUCUGGAAGUUCUCUUGGGAUGAAAUAGGCAAUAUUGACCUGCCUACUAUGAUCGAUCACGCAUUGAAAACAUCGGGACAAGAGAGGCUCCAUUAUAUUGGUCACUCACAGGGCACUACAUCUUUCUUUGUGAUGACUUCUCUGCAACCAGAAUAUAACAAAAAAAUCAUAUCAAUGCACGCAUUGGCUCCAGUGGCUUACAUGGCUCACAACAGAAACCCUCUUCUAAUGUUUAUUUCACCACACGCCAAUAACAUUGAAAACAUUGCUAAUUUAGUCGGCGUGGGCGAGUUCAUGACCAACAACGUUAUUUACUCGUGGGCGGGACAGGCUAUGUGCAGAGAUGAAGUUGUAUUCCAACCGAUAUGCAGCAACAUUUUAUUUUUGAUUGGAGGAUGGAACGAACAGGAACACAAUGCAACUAUGUUACCCGCUAUUCUUGGCCAUACGCCGGCUGGUUCAUCAUUGAGACAAUUGGCCCAUUAUGGACAAGGUAUCGCUGACAAGGAGUUCCGUCGAUAUGACCAGGGAUCUCGAAUGUCUAACUACAGAACAUAUGGUUCUUUCAAGCCUCCUCAUUACGACCUCUCCAAGAUCACGACUCCAGUGUUCCUGCAUUACUCUGACAGUGAUCCAUUGGCGCACGUCAACGACGUGGACAGGUUAUUCAGGGAACUGGGUAGACCCAUCGGCAAAUUCCGAGUUCCGUUGGCCAGCUUCAGUCACCUCGACUUUUUGUAUGGAAUCAACGCCAAAGAGUUACUUUUUAACAGAGUCAUUAAUCUUAUAAGAGCUAUGGAUGCUAACGCAUUCGACGAUUAAUAAAUUUGUAAAUGUAAUAUGUUUAUGAUGAGUUUCUUUGUGUUUAUACUGUUCAUUUAUAAAUAAACAACAAUCGUGCA
Messenger RNA from Trichoplusia ni (cabbage looper), 1361 nucleotides. Its product is annotated as lipase 3-like. The transcript has 5 exons. Gene Ontology annotation, biological process: lipid metabolic process. NCBI's taxonomy places the organism in Eukaryota, Metazoa, Arthropoda, Insecta, Lepidoptera, Noctuidae. Gene Ontology annotation, molecular function: hydrolase activity, acting on ester bonds. The record is from RefSeq and is a predicted model, not a curated record. The coding region runs from base 1 to 1281 and encodes 426 amino acids.